GAAUCGCUACCCAUUAAUUUAGGUUUGCAUUAAAUAAAAUAAAAUAAAAUAAAAUAAAGAAGUGCGAUUAUCCUCUGACUCAGUUGGGGGAGGGGUCUCGACUAGUGUUGAGUCUCUUUAUUCGAGGCUGUGUGACACGCAGCUUCUUGAGUCCUGACACGUCAAUGGAGGCUUCCGCGAUUCCUCAGCACCAUCACCACAGCCGUCCCACCACCACCAGGAAAGAGUUUCAGAUCUGAAGGAAACGAAGAUAGGGUGUAAUAUAUUUUUUUAUCGAAUUCAAAAUGUUAGAGCAAUUACUGAUAUUUACGAGAGGGGGCUUGAUCCUCUGGACGUGCAAGGAGCUCGGAAAUGCUCUUAGAGGAUCACCAAUAGACACACUGAUUCGAUCCUGCCUAUUGGAGGAGCGAUCUGGUGCAGCUUCAUACAAUUAUGAUGCAUCCGGAGCAGCUUAUACCCUUAAAUGGACGUUUCAUAACGAACUUGGGCUUGUCUUUGUAGCAGUUUAUCAACGUAUUCUGCAUCUAUUGUAUGUUGAUGAUCUGCUUUCAAUGGUGAAGCGCGAGUUCUCAGAGAUAUAUGAUCCCAAAAGGACGGUAUACAAUGAUUUUGAUGAUGUUUUUAGGCAGCUCAGGAAGGAGGCGGAGAUGAGAGCCGAGGAGAUGAAGAAAUCGAAGCAGGUGGGUAGGCCUGUUGGUAAUGGGAAGAAGCAAGGUCAGGUGCAGAAGGGUGGGUUUGAAGGGGGAAGUAAGAAGAAAAGUGGCGGUGUGGUGGAAAAUGAUGGAGGGGAUGGUGUAAAGGCGAAAGGUAGGAAAUUGGAGAAUGGACAUUCAAAUGGGAAACAUGUUGGAUUUGAAGAAUCCAGGGCAGUUGGUGUUGUUAAUGGUAAAGAAAAUGAAAGUUCCAAUGUUGGGGCUUUCGAUGUAAAUAAGCUUCAGAAGCUAAGAGCUAAAAGCGGGAAGAAAACAGAUACUGUUGCUAACAAGGUUUCCAAGGUGGAGCCACAGAAAAAGGUGACGAAGAAAAAUAGAGUUUGGGAUGAUUCUCCUCCAGAGAAAAAAUUGGAUUUUACAGAUCCUGUGGAUGAGAAAGGGGACGAGAAUGUUGUGGUUGCCGUAAAUGAAGGUGACAGUUUGAUGGACACAGAAGAGAUCAUUAGCAGUGAAAGUGAGGCUGAAGAGGAUGAGGAUGUAGGAAAGGACAACAAGGCUGAUACCAAGAAGAAGGGGUGGUUUUCUUCUAUGUUCCAGAGCAUUGCUGGGAAAGCAAAUUUGGAGAAGUCAGACCUGGAGCCAGCUUUGAAAGCUCUUAAAGAUAGGCUUAUGACCAAGAAUGUGGCUGAGGAGAUAGCCGAGAAGCUUUGUGAAUCAGUGGCAGCAAGUCUUGAAGGCAAAAAGCUAUCCUCAUUUACAAGGAUAUCAUCGACAGUGCAAGCAGCAAUGGAAGAGGCUCUUGUUCGUAUUUUGACCCCCAAACGCUCCAUUGACAUUCUGCGGGAUGUGCAUGCUUCCAGGGAACAGAGGAAACCAUAUGUUGUUGUUUUUGUUGGUGUUAAUGGAGUUGGAAAAUCCACCAAUCUGGCUAAGGUUGCCUACUGGCUUCUGCAGCAUAAGAUUAGUGUCAUGAUGGCUGCUUGUGAUACAUUUCGAUCAGGAGCUGUUGAGCAGCUGCGUACUCAUGCACGUAGACUCCAGAUACCUAUAUUUGAGAAGGGUUAUGAGAAAGAUCCUGCAGUUGUAGCAAAGGAAGCCAUCCAGGAGGCCACGCGCAAUGGUUCUGAUGUGGUGCUUGUGGAUACAGCUGGUCGGAUGCAGGAUAAUGAACCAUUGAUGCGAGCGCUCUCGAAGCUCAUCUACCUCAACAAUCCAGAUCUGGUACUGUUUGUUGGGGAGGCGUUGGUCGGGAAUGAUGCUGUGGACCAGCUGUCAAAGUUCAAUCAGAAAUUAGCAGACCUCUCAGCUUCUGCAAAUCCUAGAUUGAUUGAUGGAAUCUUGCUCACCAAGUUUGACACCAUUGAUGACAAGGUGGGAGCUGCGCUGUCGAUGGUGUACAUAUCAGGAGCACCGGUGAUGUUUGUGGGGUGCGGCCAGUCAUACACUGACCUCAAGAAGCUCAAUGUGAAGUCUAUUGUGAAAACCCUCCUCCAAUAAACAAAGGUCCUUGCCCAAUGCCCCUUUCAUCCUCGACUGCUUUUGAUUCUGUCGUCUGUUUUGUGUUCUGAACAACAUUUCGCUGAGGGACUGUUGCUAUGAUCUUCUGUAAUGUCUCUCUGUGUCCCCCAUGACCUCAUUUCCUUUUGAUUUUGGAGGCGAAUCGGUUUGUUCUUUAAUGAAGUAUUCUCUCUCUCUC
Malania oleifera is the source of this 2349-nucleotide messenger RNA. RefSeq lists its product as uncharacterized. Lineage: Eukaryota; Viridiplantae; Streptophyta; Magnoliopsida; Santalales; Ximeniaceae. Gene Ontology annotation, biological process: SRP-dependent cotranslational protein targeting to membrane. The coding region runs from base 285 to 2150 and encodes 621 amino acids. Gene Ontology annotation, cellular component: signal recognition particle receptor complex; endoplasmic reticulum membrane. The record is from RefSeq and is a predicted model, not a curated record. The transcript is spliced from 11 exons. Gene Ontology annotation, molecular function: ATP hydrolysis activity; GTP binding; GTPase activity.